Pocillopora meandrina is the source of this 13628-nucleotide messenger RNA. NCBI's taxonomy places the organism in Eukaryota, Metazoa, Cnidaria, Anthozoa, Scleractinia, Pocilloporidae. The record is from the annotation of a GenBank genome assembly.
AUGUCUACUGCUGAGUCAGAACAGGAUAAACAGCCUUUUAGUGCUAUUAAUGAUGCAGUUCCUUCUGGAAAAGAUGAAUCAGGUGAUUCACCCACAGAAGUGACAAAGAGUGCAUUUGAAACAGAAACCAAGCCUGUUGACUCAACUGUCACUGAAGCAGAGUCAGCAAAGAAUGGUGAUGAAGAAAAAACAGAAACUGAAGCACAGAACCCUGAAGUUGUUAUUAAUGGUGAUUUGAGUAAAAGCCAUGAAAAUGUCUCAUCUUUAACUAACGAAUCAAAUGAAACUAAUCAAAAAUCUACACAAAUCAAAGAGGUUUUCAAUGGGGUAGAAACUAGUGAUGAAAAUUGCACAACAAAGGAUGUAAAGAAUGAAGGGAAACCUGCGGAGACAAUUGAACUUGAUAAAGGCCAAGAAAAAGUAGAGAAUGUUCCAGUGAAAGUGGAAGAUGCUGUUCCUGAGAGUAAAAGAGAUGAAGAAGCUGGAGUUCAAGAAAGUGUGGAACAAAAUGAAAAUCAGCCUUCAGAAGAAAGCACUGUUGCUGUAACAGGUAAAAGCUUAUGCUAGUAUAUUCACCUAAUUGCAAUACCAUUGUCAUAUGAAAAGUAAAGCAAAAGAAUGAAGACAGGCCAAAUAGGAAAUGUAUUAAUGUAUAAAACUACCCCUUGGCUUAAUGCACAGCAGCUGAACAAUUUUCACAGAAUUUCCACAGAAAACUUCAUCAAACUUUGUGAGAGUUGAGGUGUUAUUUCGAGAUUACAAGUGAUUCCAAAAAUUAAAAAAGAGAAAUUCCAGAGUAUGUAUAUUUAUAUUGGCAUUUUUCCCUUUUUUUUCCUUUUUCUAUGACAAUGUAACUACAAUUAGGUGCCUGGCAUACCUUUUACAUGUAUUAGCAUGUAUUAGUAUGAUCAGUUGCCUCAAUCCUUUGCCCCCAAAGAGUGACUAGAAGAAUCUGUUUUCUCCUUACAAUAUUAACCCUGAAUCACUCUUUAAGAUCAGGAGAAUGAUCACCAAUUAAAGAAACUCUUGAUUGUUAAUAAAACAAAUUCUGGUUGCCAGCAGCUUAGGAAGUGCCAUUAUGUUGCGUGUAUAUCACUUUGAGAACUCUUUUUCAUACUACCAGCAUUUUUUUAAAGAACUUGGUCAAGUCAGAGGGUAUCCAAGGAUUUCCAGAGAUGAUCUAAAUAUUUCCAAAAGACACUCUAAAUAUUUUCAUAGGUGUUUGCAGUGCUCUACCUUUCAUAACCAAAGGUUUUGAGGAAUUUACAAUCAGUUGCCCCUGGGUUUGAAAAAACUUUGUUUCCUUCAUACUUUAUCAGCUUUAUGUUGUGUUCUAUAUUUUCCCAAAAUGUGUCAGUUUAGAUUGUGAUUGCAAAAAUUUGUCUGCAAACCAUGAGACAUUGGUUAGCAGGUGUAAGCUGGGGAGGGAUUGGAGUUUUCAACAAUGAGGCUCAUCAUGCCCAAGGUGCAAGAGGUGACAAGUACACCCACAGAUAAAAGUAUCUCAGUUGAAAAUAUAUAUAAUUAUAUAGUUGUACAUUGUAACACAGGACAGAAGGUACAAGAGUUUCUGUUAGUAUGUACUGUAGAUGUACACAACUGCAUGAGCUUCCUCUUGCUUUCCUCAGUAAAUAAACAAAUAGAGAAUAAUAUGUGGGUGUGCGCAGAUAUGUAAUUUUUCUUGGAGUGUUCAACUCAAUGCCCUCUUUAGUGAGAUAUGGACAGGCAACCAUGUAUUAUUUUUUUAAGUAGAUAAACACCAUAGAACUUUACUGGCAAGAAAAUUUGAUAAAUGACUUUGGAUUGAGAAUGGUGAACUCUUCAUCAAUCAUUCAUUAAUAUGAUAGAGUGGUGUGAAACACUGCAGCUUAUAUCAUUAAUAUUUUUAACUUACAUAUAUAUUGGAUGUACAGUACACAUGUUAAACUGAAUAGAAGAUUGUGUCUUUUUGUAAGACCAAGAGGGUGCUGACAGGAAAAGAGCCGUGACCAUUGACAAUCCAAGUGAUAUGAAGGAACUGACUGAAAAGAGUGGGGAGUCCACAAAAGAUGAUACAAAUAAGUUAUCUGCUCAAGAAAGGUCAAGAACUCUGGGAGAUAUUGAGGGAAGUGCUUCAACACCUUUAAAGGUAAGAAAUAAUUGUUUACCCAUAAACUGUUCUCUUUAUCACCAUCUGUACAUUUCUGGCCCCAGUUGUUUUACUCAUUCAUGCCACAUCUAAACAACAAUCCUAAGAACGUAGCAAAUGAAAGCAACUUUAAGAAACAUUUGUUCAAGAGAUUCCCAAACAUCAAUUCAAGUAGCAAACACUUUGGUGUUACAAGGACAUUUUAAGAUACCUUUUUAGCCUAACUUUUGCUAAUUAGCUAUUCAAAAUAUUUUCAACUCUACACAUACUUGACUUCUCAUGUUGAUAUUGAAUGGACCCUUUUUCUUUCUUUUCUUUAAACUACAGUACUAGGUCCACCAGUAACUGUGAUAGCCAUUAAAGUCUAUUUAUUUGUUUAUUAUUUUGUCACCCUGAGAAGUAUGCACCAACAGGCUAUGAAGGGUAUAACAUGCACUGUCAGCCUUUCAGAGCAUUUCUUAGAGUGUUAUAGUACUAACUCUUGAGAAUUAGGUAUUAACCCAGUGACAUAUCUCAGCUUAAAUUUUUCUUUAUUCUUGUUAUCUGUUUGUUUGACUUUGUGUCAAAAGAGGAAAUAAUAUAUUGCUCACUUCUCAUAGUUAAAGGAUCAAAUGAAUGCUUUUUUUUUAUUGUGGUUAGGAGGAUGUUGCUGCACGAUCACAAACAGUCUGGUACACUGAUAAAGUGGAAACCAAUGGAUCAAAAACAGAAUGUGAUUCAGCUGAGGAGGCAGUUAGUUAUUCCACUAGUAUUGUAGGAGGAGUGGUUGUUAAAACCCCAAUCCAGUCAAAGUAAGUGUGAAGUAAAAAAUUUGUGAAAAAAGACAUUUGCAUUUACUGUAAACACUCCCACCGGUACAUGUAAGUCCUCCUCUUUCUCUAGUAAAACCCUCUCUCCCCCUAAUCAAGAACCCUAUUGUAAAAGUAGGUUGGUAGAGUUGUGGUGCAAUUUAUACUGAAAAAAAUGCAUGCUGUACAUAGUGUGCAUUAACUUUUGGCUACAAAUUCAACAGAGAAAUAGUAACUCGCAUUUUAAAUCCUCAGACAGUAUUUUAUAAUCAUAACCUUAAGUAGGAUUUUAAGUUUGUAAAUAGUGUCUUGUAACCCAUUUAGUGUGUUAAAACUUUGUUUGUGGAGUGCAAGUCAUGUCCUCAAUCUGUGAAUUUGAUGCUUGCAGAAGCUAGCAAGUCUUGGUUAGAGUAAAUUAUGUCUUAUGGGUUAGAGUGGUUUUUUUAAUUUUGUUAACAAAAAAAGAGACUACACUAUACCUGUACAAUCUGAAGAACAAACAAUUGCUGGUAAAACUCCACUCAGAAUAAAUAUAUAAAUAUAAUAUACUUGGCUAAAUGAUCUGAUGAAAGAGGAAGUACUAUUUACAUGUAAGCGUUUGGCCUGCCUUAGUAACUUGGCCUAAUUUUCACUCAGUUUGACAAGAAAAAACAAAACAUAGAACCAAACGGGCACUUAGAAACACAUUCAUAAUGAACGAAUAGCUAAAUGUAAAUAGAACAAGAAAGAUGGUAAGUUUUGAGCUCGGUGAAGAAAUAAAGGAAGAUUUUUUUUUUCGUCUUGUCACGAGCGUGGGACAAAGAAAAAAUUCUGACUCUCCAUGAGGUAUCCAACUUUAGACCUUUAGAUUCCGUGCUCCGGUGCUCUACCACUGAGUGGUGAGCAAGGCCCAUUACGAAGUUCAUCAGCCAAAUGUGCCAAAUUCGAACUAACUUCACGAAUGUUUUUUCAGCUCACCAAAAACCCAACACAAGAAGAGGGAAGGAAGUCCUCAGCUCACUUCACCAAAGAAGAGAUCAGUCAUAGAUUCCCUAUUUAGACGACGAAAGAAGUCCAAAGGUGAUCCGGAGAGCCCCCUCGGGACCGCACCCAAUGACAAAGACCCUGCAUCUAGUCCUGGUGGUGCUGAUGCAGAUGCUUCAAAAGACGGUAAUGGGUCAUUAGAGACAAAGGAAGAGACAGAAGAUGCUCAAAACAUUGAUAUCAACCAGGGGGCAGAAGGAGAUGUCAAAUCUGCCGUGGGGGUAGAGGAUGAAGAUAGUCAUGCUACACCACAGUACUCUGAACCAGCGGAAGCAACUACUGUGGUAGAGAAGGAACAAAGUAAUGAUGGUGUCAAUGAAAAAGAAGUUGAAACCACCAAGGAAUCGGAGGUAGAGGAAAAUCAGGUGGAGUCGCAGGAUGCGCAAGAAGUGUCAACACCUGUGGAAGGUGCGGAGGACAAUGAUAAGACAAACCCUGAAGCCCCCGAGGAUAAAGAGCCAGAGGAGUCAGAGGAAACAAAGGACGCUGUCAAGAGAGCUCACACUGAUAAUCCUGGGGAAGAGGAAACAAGUCCGCCACCUGCAGCAAAGAAAAAGAAAACCAUUUUUGGUGGUAUCUUUACGAGGCGCAAGAGUAAGAAAUUAAAAGGUGAAGACACUAGUUCUCCUGAUGAGGCACAAGAGGAGAAAGAUGAUAAACCAGAGGAGGAGCCUCAAACUGUGGAUGAUAAUACACCGCCAGCUGAAGGAGAAGGAGUAGAAACGCCAGAUGAUGGAAAAGACCAGUCUCCUCCAACUGAAACGGAUGAGGGCGCUGCUACCGCACAGCAAGAGGUAACAGUGGAUGUGAUUACUCCAGCAGUAGAUCAAGCUUUAGAAAGUGCUCAAGCGGAGGCAGCAACUGAGGACAAAGAUGAUGAAAAGACUGAGGGGAAAGAGGAGGAUGCUGCUGAGGCGGAGGAGCCAAGUACCAAAGAAGAUAAUGCACCUGAAAGUAACAAGAAAUCUUCAGAGGAAUCUUUGCAGUCUGAGGGUGCUGAGACUAAGGUCAAAAUAGAGGAGAGAGUGGAGAAACACGUGAAUACUCAAGAAAGCCAACCUAAAAAAAAGACUUCCCUUUUUGGUGGGUUUUUGACUCGGCGGAAGAGCAAGAAAACGAAAGAUGUCGAUGACGACCCUGCCGUCGAAACAUCACAACAAGAGGAUGAUAAGGUACAAGAGGAACAAGGGGAAACCACGUCGACCCAACCUGCUGAUGAUGCCAAACCAGAUAGUGCUGAAGUCAAAGAGACGUCAGAGAAUGAGCAAGGACAAGUUCCGACUCCAGACUCAAGUGAUACCACUUCUUCUGCAGAGAAAGAAGUUGUAGAACCUGUGAUAAGUCCCGCAGCAGAUGAACCGGUGGAAAGUACAAACGAAGAAGGUGCAGAGGCUUCUAAAGAUGAUGGUAAUGUUGACGCACAGGAGACAAAAGGUGUUGAGAUGCAAACUGGAACAUCAGCAGAUGACGAGAAAUCUCCAGAAGAUGUAGUACAACCUAAAGAGGCCGAAGCUGUUGAUGGGAAGAAGGAAACAGAGGAAAAGGCUGUCACGAUUCAAGAAAAUCAACCAGAGAAGAAGAAAUCGAUUCUUGGUGGCCUUUUUUCCCGGCGUAAGAGCAAGAAAUUAAAAGAUGAUAGUUCGAGCCCAUCUGACGAAAAAAUGCACGAGAGCGACAGCGACAAAGUAGAAGAACACAAAGAUGACGGUGCGUCAACACUACCUGCAGUUGACACUCCACCUCACGCAGAGGAAGAAGGGAAGACAGUGGAGGGCGAGACAGAGCAAAAUGCGGCGCCCGAAGCAAGUGACGCCAUUGUUGCUACCCAGAAUGAAGUAGCGGAAGAUGUGAUCAGUCCUACAGCAGAUCAAGCUAUAGAAAGUGCCCCGGAAGAGGCUACAGUGAAGGAGAAAGUUCAUGAAGAGAGCGAAGGACAGGAAUCAGUGGCGGCAGAAGAGAGUGAGACGAGUAAUAAAGAAGUGGAAGCUGUAGUGGCUGUGGAGGUUCAGAAAUCUGCAGAAAGUGAGAGUGGAGUAGAAAAUGAUAAAGCUACUGUAGACGGUAAGGAAAUUGGUGAUGGAUUCUUGUAGUAUACUUUUCCAUCACCAAUUUAAGAUGAUAAAAUCCUAUUAUAUUAUAUACACUUUGUUGCGUCAGGUUUACUGAAAUCAACCUGGGGUACUUACGUUAGUUUCAUACAGCGGAUACCUUUCUUUUGCAGCUUCAACCGAGCCCACAGUAGAAAAGCUGACUUCGCCCGAAGGGAAAGAAGCCCAGGACAACGCAGAUACAGCAUCAAAGGAGCGAGAGGCACUCAUGAAAGGUUCAUACAGCCCUAAGACCCGCCGCAUGCAGAUGAGGAUAAGUUACGCUGAGACGGUUGGAGAAAGUAAGCGAUCGUUUACUGUCCUGGGUUUGUUAAGUCUGAACACCCUUACAUCAGUAUUCAUAUUCUCCUUACUGUUAACUCUCUAAGUCCUAACGUGCCGACAAGGAGAAUUUGUUCAGCAAUCUAGAGCCUCUAAAGUUGAUGAUCAUUUUCUUUUUUCUCGCGACGUUAAUCCUUGAUUCAGGGAUGAUAUUGUAAGGAGAAAUUAGAUGCUUAUCACUGUAAGGGGUCAAAGGGUUAAGGAUGCAACAAAUUAUUUCAGAUGUAAAUUCUCUGAAGCGAUUUUUUCACUUUUUGGUGAAUCUGUGAAUGGUUUUACUUCGUUUCUGUGGUUAACCUAUGCCAGUAAACACGUGGUUAUACAAUAUAUUACAUCCAUUUUUAAAUCACAGGUGAUCCUCGCGAUCUGAUUGGCUUCCAGCAGUGAGGUUUAUCCCCAAAUCGUACUUGCUUUUUACCCUUAAGUGCAUCUUUCCUAAUAAAUAAGCAAUAACAAAAAAAAAAACUAAUCACUUUUCAAGGCUUGUUUUAAGUGACCAAUCAAAUUAUAGGAGAAUAAGAGACUUAGAAGCUAUUUGUGGCGAAUUUUGCAACGUUUGUCCUCAAAAGAUUUUUUUUUGUCCAAAAAAUGGAUGAAUUUAAUUUCUUACAGUUUUUGAUCAACGACAGUUUCACCAUUUCUAAAGGGUGCAAUAAAGCAGUAACGCAAUUUUGGGCCGAAAUCAUACUUUUAAUUUCAAAUCAAACUCGCAGUUCGCGCUCGUUCGAUUUUAAAACUACACGUGUCAUUUCAGACCAAAUUGUACUUCAGUCAGUUCAAUUACCAUCAUGAAAACAUGCACGUGGACAUCAUAACCUAUGUAUUUUCAAUGGUAGGGUUUUCUUGUCUUAUUUAUUGGACGCGUGUGAUUAUGUUUAGCCUCCGGACUGGGUUCCAUAACACAAGGGUCUUACUGAUGAUUUUCACUGUUGUGUGCCCUAACAGGUGGUCGAGAGGUCGAGCUAAUUGGUACACCAGAACGAGAUGCUGAACCUCCUAUUCAGAAAAAUAAAACACCUCCAGACCAGCGGAUAUCGUGCCGGGCUCUUGGAGAGGUUGACCACGAAGGAUGGUUGGCAAAGAAAGGUAAGAGAAACACUGAAGCAAAACUCCUAGUCGUGUCACGUAAGAUAAGCUACAGCGAUGUUGGUCAAUAGGCUUUAAAACUAACUUUACUUUUACUUCUAAUCUUACCUAAUAGAAGAGAGAGAAAGGGACUCGAGGAAAACUUUGACUUGAUUUAGGUAUUUACGUUAUGGAAUAACCCGAUACUACAAACUAGUCAAUACCAGAGUAUUAUUAAUGGUAAACAGCAGCCAGUUGAAGCGCUCACCUCCUACUUCUUCUUCCUCUUUGGUAUUCUCUUUAUUUUCUUGCUCAGUUAGGUGGAGUGGGAAUUGAUUAAUGAAGGGUGCGAUCAGAAAUUUGCGCUUCAGGGUUAAAACGCGCUGUGCGUCGCGUCGCGCAAUUUUUCCUCUUGGACGCGCUUUCCAACAUUUGCCGCACCAUACGUAACGCCUCUUACGCUAGCCAUGGUCCCCAAGUGGAAAUGCUACUGGUGGACUUUUAGUAGAACGUGUUUGUUGUAAAUCGGCUGUUACCUGCCUUUAUGAUAGAGCUUAAACUGUUUUCUCUUGAAAGUGAUGUUAGGAAUUACCUGCAGCAAUUUUCUUUUUAUAAAAUCUUAGCUAGAAAACAGGUAAUUCUAGUCAGGGGUCUCAUUACUAUCAAAUUUUUGUAGGAGGUCCUCUCUUCUUCUCGAGCUGGAAACGUAAAUGGGUGGUGUUGAAGGAAGGGAAACUGUAUUACUUCAAAACUGCUUUCGACCCUGAGGCCAGUGGAAUUAUAAACAUGCAGGGAACAACUGUGGCUCCAGCCCCUGAAACUAAAAAGAGCUUGUAAGUAUGCAUACUCAGGAAAACAUUCCGUGCGUGUAUGCGCACACUGGAGGUCGGUUUUUGCGAUUAAUGUCGUAGAACAGAGGUGACUGAAACAUCGAUAGGAUUCGUAUCAGUCACUUGACCUGAAGGCCCACGAACUGGUAGUUAAGAAAACGAAACUACGUUUGGCUUCUGUUGGCGACGUUUAUGCAAACCUUUGAUGAUAGUUUUUUUGAUUGCAUUAUGCCUAAACAGAUCAAACAAAAGGAUUUCUGUUUUUUUUUUUAUUGUAAUUAAUUUUUUUCUUUUAUUACCUAACAUUUGUCAGAUAAAAUCUAUUUUCGAGUCGAUGCUUCUCUGGCAAAGGAAUCACGUUUUAGGAUUUUCGUGUUUGUUUGAUUGUUUCUAUUUUAAAAAGUUAGUUGAUCAGUCAGUCAGCUGUCAGCGUGCCGUGUAGGCAGUCCAUUAGUUGGUCACCUGUUUGUUUUGAUGAGUUACUGCAUGCCCCCCCCCCCCCCCCCAAAAAAAAUUACUUUGGUUGAGUUGUUCAGGGAUAUUUGGUUCAUUAGAAGUCAUUACUUUUACAGGUGUAUUUCAUUUUUUUACAACUUUGCACACAAAUGCUUCUUCCUUCCAGUUGUUUCAAAUGUGAGCAGCCGGGACCCAAACCUCAGGUGUUCCUGUUUAUGGCAGAGAGUAAAGAAGACAUGGAAAGAUGGCUGUCUGUGUUGACGGCUGCUUCAAAAGGAGAAGCCAUACCAAAAACUAAGCAGCAUCUGGCGGUCAAGGAGGAAACAGUCAUGCGCAAGAAGUCAGGAUCAAUCAGUUCAGCGCAUAGAACGAGUUCUGUACUUGGUUAGUAUUGGACAGAAAGAAAGUGAUGAAUAGUAUGGAUCAAUGUUAGUAUCUGAGAAACUGCGCAUCUACCCUCCCCUAGGGUUAGGGGAGGUAGGUGCGCGGUUGCAUAGAUACUGACAUUAAUCCAGUGUAACAAACACAGAGAUAUGAUAAUGAUAAUGGUAACUGAGAAUGACGAUAAUGAUGAUGAUGUUAAUAAUAGUGAUAAAGAUAACCAUUCCGUUUAAGAAGUUACUUUUGUAUCAAAACAUCGUUUGUUUAGGUUUACAAAAGUAAUCACAGGGGCCAGUGAAAACGAAGGAAAUUAUCACAAAUCAUGAGCUAAUUAGAACACAAAAUAAAUUGUGGUUAAUGGUCUUAAAUGCGCCAAAAACACAAUCGGCAGGCGCUGCUUAGGAUAGCAAUGAGCUGCGCAGUCCUCAAAUUAUAGUGAAUAGGGCUGUUCGAAGCUUGAGUACGUAAAACACAGAGUUUAGUUUCAUCUUUUCUUGGUUGACGUUUUGCUUUAAAUGAUAUCAUAAGGUAAAUUUUAAUAUCCCUCUUAUACUCUCAUUCUAAAAAGAUUGUUUACCUGAAGUAGAUGUGAUAAAUUCAUAUUUAUAUAAUCGAAAUAAUUUUUGUCGUUUAGUUUAAAAUAAAUCCUUUGCUGAUCUUACUUUGCAGCUUAUGGAGGGCGUCAUAGCCUGAUAGUAGACGAAGAAGACUCAAACGCUGUCAGGGGGAGGUCUAAUCCAGGCUCUUUCUCAAAAGUACCGCAAGUGACAGAGACAGAGGAGAAAAAGGACACAAACUCUGAACCUGUUGAAACAGAGCCGAUACAGAAUGGCACGGAGCCAGUUACCGAACUCUCAGAGGACAAGCAAAAAGACACGAGCGAAAGUGGAGAAAGUCAAUCAACUGAAAAACCAGAAGCUUCCGCGGACGAAGUAGUGGUAAGUGGCGAGCAGGUAGUCUUAGAGUCUGCACCACCUGUUGAAGUGUCUCCUGAAAAAGACACACCGCCCGCGGUGGGAUUGGGCGAUGCUGCCUCGACUGAAGCUUCGCCUGAAGAGGAGAAGCGAGACGAAGAAGCCGUCGACGCAGCGGAGAAGAAAGAACCUGAGGGUACUCAACCUGAACAAGAAUCAGUGGGAUCAGCAGUUGACACAACGGACGGGGACAGUAGCGUUAUUACGACAGAGAGCUCCGUUACUGUAAUAGAGACAGUAGAAACAACCUCAGUAGUCUCCGAGAAAGUUGAAACUGUAGUGUCAGUGAUUAAAACAGAGGGAGCAGAAGUUACUCAUUCUGAGCAUCAAACGGAAACAGUAGAGGUGAAGCAGGAGAUCAUGGAAGAUGUCUUUGAAACUAGCCCGACGGAACCUGACGCCAGCGAACCAGUCUCCCCAUCAAGCACCAAAUGGUACUUCACUUUGAACAGGCAGGAAACAUGGUCUGUAGCAACCGAGACUGAAGAAAAGAAACCUCCGGUACGCAUCAAGUCUUCCAGCUCGGCUAGCGACAAAGGAUCGAUUAGGAGCGACAGAGCAUCGAUCAAGAGCGACCAAGGGUCAGUCAAGUCUUCUUCGGAAGAUGAUCAGCUUUUGGCCAUGUGUCGAAAUAUUAAAAAAGCGCGACUGUCGAUAGUAGGUGACCCGAUGAGGGAGGGUCCGGACAGACUUCGGGCGUGGUCAACUGUGAAGGAUAAUUCAGAGGAACAGCAAUUUGUCAGACUCAAAACUUUGGAAAGAACUCUCAAGGUGGGUUUCAAUUUGUAAUCUUCUCUAAUAACCCUUUAACUUUCCAAUCUGAUUCGUACUCUUUUUGUGCCUGCCAUAAAUCGUCUUGUGCUUAAGGACUUUUUCUUUUUCGUGGCGUGUUUUCUGGUUAAUUUAUUGGCAUUGAAAGGAAUCGCGUGUCAAUGACUUACAUGAAUAAAAGGGUCAAACAAAUGUAAGACCCAGCUGAGGUGUCAUAUUCAUUUGAAAUUCCACCCAGAAACGAUGACAGUAGAGUGAUUUUUGGCGUUCACUCUUAUUCCUUAAGAGUUAGAAAAUGCGCGGCGACGUUUUUGAGUUUAUAUAUAUAUAUAUAUAUGCAAACGUGAAAAAAUAAUUCCAAGUCAGCGUGUAGAGUGGUAUGUUGCCAGCACCAAUCAGAUCGCCCCAUUUCUUGUAGGACAGAAAAAAAGAAAAGCAAACUCAGCCCAGACGAUUUAUUGAUUCAAUGUGAAACUCUUUUUCCUUUUUUUUUUUCUUUUUCUUGUAGGACAAAGAAAAGCAUCUCUCAGAGCUUGAAGAGUUAUUGACCCAACCGGAAAUAAACCGAGACUCCAUAUACGCAUGGAAGUUACGCUAUUCAGAUUUGGUAGAAGAGCUGUUCCCUUUGGAGAAUGAAGAAGAUGGAGGGGAGAAAGCCAAAGAUACUGAGAGUGGAACAGAGGGUGGAACGGAAGAGCCAAAGAAGGAAGAUGAUGAAGUAAAACCUAAAGAUGUGGAAGAAAUAGAGAAGGUAGUUAAUGAAGGAGAAGGAAAGAAAUCAGAAGAAGAAGCCGUCACUUGCUCGGAGAAAAACCAAGAAAAUGUGGAUUCGAAAAAAGAGUCUUGUGAGGGAGAACAAGAGCAACAGUCGAGCGAUGGACGGGAGGACACAGAAGACAAUGAAAAUGACAGUGAGAGAGCUAGCGUCCAUCAAACUGAAGUUAAGGGUGCACUGCUGUCAGACUCGGAACAAAAAUUGAACGAAACAGGAACUGAACAGGAAAAGCUGCACCAAGAGAAAGAGAUUUCAACCGAAGGGAAGCCCUCUGACGGUAAAGAAGAAGCCGGAGAAAAAAAGAGCAACAGAGCAACGAAUGAUACUCAUCUUUGAUUCGUGAAAAAGAGAAGAGGCAACACCACAGGACAAUGUCAGUGUAGGUGGUGCGUCAAGGUAACCGUGUCAAACAAUGGAGAGGAGUCAACGAACUUCUCACAUUUAGGCAAUUAAUAAUCCCAGCGUCAUAUUUAUGUUAGAUGGGAAAAAUCGAGAGAAUUACAAGAGGGCUCAUAACAAUGCGAAUUAAGGAACAUUAUUCAGACGGCUCAGAAUUUCAUACUAAUCUUGCGUAGCUCUUAUUUCAAGAGCUUAUCCUUAUUCAUUCCUUGAAAUUACUUAAAUGGCGAUCAUUCAGUUAAUUAUUAAGUUGCCUGCACUUCAAGCCGUGAGAGUUUUUUUUUGAUUGACCUAAAAUUAUUGCAAUAACUGUGAAACUUAGAACAUCGUGUACAACAGAAUGAUCAGAGAGUGUUUAAAUUACUCUUCAAAGAAAAAGUCAGUCGCAAGAAAAAUAAUCCACAAUCAGAAAUUAUUCCCAAUUGAUGGAAUUGAAGCUUUCCUACGUUUACUGAAUUUUAAUUGCGAUCGAAUCAAAUCGUCCGUGUGCACGGUUUUCUGAGUUUCACACGAAGCACGCAAUUAACGAUACUGUUUAAUGAGCAUCACGCAAUCGAUGAUUGCGUGACUGUAUCUAUGCUGUUACUUAAUUUUCACAAUAUGUGAAUGGCAGAGCUCAGGUAAAUUUUAUAUUAUGGCGUUGAAGCAAAUCUUGUAGCAUAUCAAUUCAAAUUAUUUUAUACGACAUAAAUGGAAUCUAACCAAGAGAGGUUGGUUAACGUUUUGAGUGUCUUGUAGGCGCAAAGUUUUUCUGCUGAUGUGACAAAAUUUGUGCGCUUCUUUUGACUGAAAAACAGAAAAACAAUAUGAGAUGUGAAAAGUGAAACCUCUUGGAAAAGGUUCCAGUAUAAGGGUUAAAAAAAAAUGAGAAUUGAAUAUUAUUAAAAUUAUGGCAUCAAAGGCUGCCUCCCAUGUUGGGAUGUUCCCAUUCCAACAUGGUCACUGGUAGAGUUCAUAUUAUACUUUUAGUUGUUGUUGAUGUUUUUUUUUCCCCUUUCAUUUUCAAAAUGACCGUUCAAUUACGAGACGAUCAACCUUCAUGUACACCAAAUGCUAUGUUUAUGUUCUCGGUGAAAUGCUUUUGCCACCUUUUCGAGGGAUAGAACUGAAAACUCAGAUGCGGCAAUGACUGAAAUAAGAAAAGAGUUCUCAGCGAAAAAAACGCAUCCUUUUGCCUCAGUAGUAACCAAGUGGCCUAAAUGAGAAUUUCUCAAAAGGGAAAAAACACAAGCUUCCGAGAACUGAAUAUAUCUUACUUCUUUUUCGUACUCAAAUCGACAUGUACGUAUCUUACUGAAUUAAAGUACAAAAUGGUCAUUAUUUACCUACAAUAGCGUUGCAAGUGUGGUAGAUGGUACACUAGAUUAAGCUUGGAUUAUACAAACUGCAACAAACCUACCUCAUCGUAUUUUAUAUGCACGAGUUAAGACUUUUUAUUAAAAGUCGGCUUAGGUGUGUCAUCUCUAAAAUGGUACCGACAGUUGUGUUAAUUCAAUAAAUAAAGAAAUAUUUAGAAUCGCAAUUUCACUAUCGGCAUUUUCACUAAGUUUUCUUCCUCUUUAUCCUCCAUUGUUCUACAAUAUACCCUCACUAGACAAUUGUUAAAACU